AUGGAUCCAUUUUUCUUAGCUGUCAGCAAUUUUAGGAGACGGAAGUUUGUACAUUGUGUGGACAUUUGCACUGAUAUUUUGAAGAAAAACCCAUAUGAUCAAGCAACAUGGGCACUGAAAAUGCAGGGACUUACAGAACAAGUAUAUGUAGAUGAGAUUGACAUGGAGGAUGAAAGUAUGGCUGACAUUUUGAUGGAUGACAAUGCUAUUGCUAAUGUUUCCAGACCAGGUACUUCUCUGAAAAGGCCAAAUUCUCAAAUGGGAACCUCUCAAGGUGUCAGACCAAUGACAAAUUCUGGUCGUCCAGUUACUGGGUUUGUGAGGCCAGGAACACAGAGUGGCAAAUCAAAUAGUUUGGAUCAGGCAUUGAAAACCCCAAGAACUGCCCGAACAGCCAGACCCGUCAGUAGUGCUACGAGUAGAUUCGUCAGAUUAGGAACUGCCUCCAUGUUAACCUCGGCAGAUGGUCCCUUUAUAAACCUCAGUCGUCUCGAUUUUCAGAAAUAUGCGUCUAAGUUGAAUGUAUCAAAAUCAUUGUUUGAGUACAUAUUUCAUCACGAGAAUGAUGUUAAGAAUGCAUUAGAGUUAGCCAGCCUUGCGACGAAAGCUAGUUCAUUCAAGGAUUGGUGGUGGAAGGUACAAAUUGGAAAGUGUUAUCACAGAUUGGGACUGUAUCGUGAUGCAGAGAGGCAGUUUCAAUCAGCCCUGACCAGUCAGCCAAUCAUAGACACGUAUUUGUAUCUAGCCAAGGUCUACAUUAAAAUUGACCAACCGCUGUCAGCUCUGCAGACCCUUAAGUUAGGUCUUGAGGUUUACUCCAAUGAUCUGAGUUUGCUCAUUGGCCAAGCCAGAAUUUUUGAGGGGCUGAAUGAAAAUGAGAAAUCCCUGGCGUGUUACAAAGCCGUUUUAAAUGAGGACAACAUGUGUGUGGAAGCGAUCGCUUGCAUUGGCACCAACCAUUUUUACUCGGAUCAACCGGAAAUCGCUCUCAAGUUUUUUAGGCGUCUAUUGCAGAUGGGUGUAUGUAACGCGGAGAUAUACAACAACAUCGGUCUUUGUUGUUUCCACGCCCAACAAUAUGACAUCACGGUCACGUGUUUUCAGAGAGCCCUGUUGCUAAGCGACAGCCAAUCAUCUGGCGAUGUUUGGUACAACAUUGGUCACGUGGCACUUAGCAUCGGAGACUUGAACCUGGCUUCUCGUUGUUUCCAUCUCUCAUUGGCCGAGAACAAUGACCAUGCAGAGAGCUACAACAACCUUGGGGUCAUUGAGUUUAUGAAAGGUCACACAGAACUGUCGAAAGCAUUCUUGCAAGCCAGUUUCAACUUGAGUUCUGCACAUUUCGAGCCUUAUUACAACUACGCUCUUCUUGCCAAUAAACUUGGAGAUCUGCAGACGAGUUACAAUUCAAUAAGGAAGUCCCUUCAGAUCAGCAGUUGCCAUAAUGAAUCGAUCUCACUCCACAAAUCACUACAACAUCAUUUCAUCAUGAUUUGA
This is a messenger RNA of Helobdella robusta, 1497 nucleotides long. RefSeq lists its product as hypothetical. Gene Ontology annotation, molecular function: protein binding. The record is from RefSeq and is a predicted model, not a curated record. Gene Ontology annotation, biological process: non-motile cilium assembly. Lineage: Eukaryota; Metazoa; Annelida; Clitellata; Rhynchobdellida; Glossiphoniidae. The coding region runs from base 1 to 1497 and encodes 498 amino acids. The transcript is spliced from 12 exons. Gene Ontology annotation, cellular component: BBSome; non-motile cilium; ciliary basal body.